Molecule: messenger RNA, 1014 nt
Organism: Ananas comosus (pineapple)
Lineage: Eukaryota; Viridiplantae; Streptophyta; Magnoliopsida; Poales; Bromeliaceae
Product: potassium/sodium hyperpolarization-activated cyclic nucleotide-gated channel 4-like
Exons: 2
Coding region: 1-1014 (337 amino acids)
Source: RefSeq, a predicted model, not a curated record
AUGAACCAAAAUGGUAGCUAUGUUGUCUCCGUGGUGCUGAUCGCACUGGCUUCUAGGGUUUUCCAUGAAACCCUAACCCUAAACCUAGCUCCAGCGAACCUAGCCGCCCUACCCCCCUUCUCCUCAUACGCCGCGCCCCUCCCGGCCGCCGCCGACCCAACCCCGGCCAGCAGCCAUCGCCACAGCCACCAUCUCCCACCUUCUUCUCUCUCCAUCUCCCUCAAUCCUCCUCUUUCUCUCGGGUUAGAUGCGGGCCGAGGCUACAUUGCCUCCAAGCACCUUGCCGAUGUCGCCCCCUGCCCCGGCGAGCCUCCCCGGCCGACCGCCGCCGCCCCUUGGGGCAGCGCCGCCGCCGCCGGGGCCAAUCCUGCAGCCGCCCCAGGUCUGCUCGGGCCGAGCAGACCUGGUAGCUCCAACCCCACGCCGCAGCCGCCCUUGUCCACCCCUGCGGCCUCCAUCAUGGCCUACGGUACCCCCUCCCCCGGCCGAAAGGGUCGCUGCCGCUGCCACGUGCCUUGGGCGCUGCCGCCCAAGGCUGGAGACCGAGCCAAGCUCGGCGCGGUUGCGCCCGAGCUGCGGGCUACCGCCGCCGUCGCCCGCCGCCUCCUCCUCUCCGUCCGGCCUCUAGGGCCCCGUCGCCGUCGUCCCUGGGCACCCCCGACCGCCGCCGGCUACAGCUGCACCGCUGAAACCCAAGCUCAGCAGUACGGGCUCGGGAUGUUCCAGCUUCGCCGCCGCUGCCUUCCGUCGCCGGCUGGAGCGAGCGCCGGUCUUCCCUGGCCGGCCGUACCCGUUCAUCGCCGGCUACCCCGCCGCCGGAGCACCCUGUCAACCGAGAUGAGCCUGAGCUCUCCUCGGGUUGUGCGGCUAGGGCAUCAUCGUCCUCCGCCUCCGCCACCUCCCGUCGUCGUCCGGUGCAAGCCCUGGUCUCCCCACACUGGCUGCACCCUCCUCUGCCAGCGCGUCCGCCGUCCGGCCUCCCGCGCCCUACCUUGCUCCGAUAAGCUUAGUUAA